Molecule: messenger RNA, 822 nt
Organism: Exophiala spinifera
Lineage: Eukaryota; Fungi; Ascomycota; Eurotiomycetes; Chaetothyriales; Herpotrichiellaceae
Exons: 1
Coding region: 1-822 (273 amino acids)
Source: RefSeq, a predicted model, not a curated record
AUGGGUUUAUCUCCAGAUAACUACGAUUCAAAAUCCUUAUCCGACGAUACCUCCGACCUCUCUCUUCCGGACAAGGAAACGUUAUGGGCCACUGCUAAACAUCCCAAUCUAGCCAUUCCCGUCCGUAGGUCUAAAGAGGCGCUCUCUUCGUAUGAGAGUAUUACAGUUCAGCCCGAAAGAACACUUUACAUAGCGGCCAAGGGUAUCGGUCUGCUCAGAUUGCCGACGCCUUCUCCAGAUCUUGAGAUACCUAUUUACUACAACGACGGAACACUGGCAUAUCAAUCGAUCAGGGGCAAAAGCUGCUCUGGCAACUCCGUCCUCCGUCACCCGACGUUGGGUGAUCUGGUCAGCACAACUUACUUUUUCGGUCCGAACCGGGAACCCAUCAUCACCGUUCUUCAAGACCCCGACCAGCGUCCUUGUGCAAAAGGCACCUUGGAGAUACACGGCAAAUGGACCUCCCGUGCGGUGACAUUCUCAAUGCCAGACGGCUGUCUGUACGAAUGGAGCUAUGCACAGAAAAGAGACUCGCAGAGGAAGAAAGUCAAUCUUCUGACGCUCUCUGUGAAAGAGUCUCCUAGACACAACGACGGAACUGCGGGAACGGUUAUUGCACAAUUGAUGCGGAGCGACGAAGUCCGGACUCCUGGGUCGUCGAGAUGCAGUGCAGGCAACGGGGGUCAGCUUGUGCUGGACAAGGACGCUGACCGAUACCUCGACGAGUCCUUGAUCGUGGCGACGUGUAUCAUGAUGUUGAAGAAAGAGAUAGACAGGAGGCGGUUUGCUCAGUUCGUGAGUCUGGGAAUGGUUGUUACCUGA